GUAUAGCUUCUACUCUCCUAAGAAAGGCAAUUAAUUAUUAAUAUUUAUUGAAAAAUAUAUAGGCUACUUAUUAUUAUUAAGUGUGUGUAUGUGUCUGUAUUACGUAUAUGUUUUUUUUCUUUCCAGUCAACGUGCUGGGUUUGACGCGACAACAGACCACACAACAGAACAAGGAAGAAGCACAAUUCACAACCGAUUCAUACAGAUUUCCAUCACUAAAAUGAUGAACAUUUCCUGCAAAAGUAUCUACAUGGUGCUAAACAGCACAGAGAAGAUGGCCAUUGGCACAAUCUGUCUGAUGAUCGCACCUCUCAGCCUCCUGGUCAAUGUGCUCGUUCUGGUUGUCAUAGCUUGCUCUAGGAACCUGCGGCGACAUCCAUCGUACCUGUUUAUGGGCAGCUUGGCAUUGGCUGACACUAUUGCUUGCUGCUGUUUCACCAUCAACUUUCUGGAUUUCCACCUUUCUAAAUCGGAUGACUCGUUUCAGAAAACAGAGUAUCUGCUUAAGCUGGGUGGCGUGACCAUGGCAUUUACAGGAUCGGUUGGAAGUCUGCUUGUGAUGGCAGCUGACCGCUAUCACGCCAUCUACAAGGCUUCCACCUACAAGGUGCUGCUGACACGUAAAAGAGCCUUGGUAGGUAUUGUGACAUUAUGGGUCGUGGCUGCCCUCAUUUCCUUCCUUCCUCUGAUGGGCUGGAGUUGUCAGACUUGUCUAUCAUGCUCCCAUCUGUUUCCGUAUGUGGACCGUUACUACCUGGCAUUCUUUACCAGUCUUGUGUUGGUGGUGAUCGUCCUCAUACUGGUAGCCUAUGCUCUGAUAGUGUGGUUGGCCCACAAACACGAAGCCAACAUGUCCGCUGAACAUCCAGAAGUAGCACGUAUGCGUGUGGACAUCCAUUUGGCAAAGACAUUUGGAUGUGUUAUCUUGAUUCUGUUAGUGUGUUGGCUGCCUGUCCUUUCCUUCAUGAUGACCGAUGUAGUUACGACAGAGCUUUCAAACCCACAAAAAAGGGCAUUUGCCUUCUGCAGUACACUAUGUCUUCUGAACUCAGGUAUCAACCCAUUGCUAUACACCCUGCGCUGUCGUGAGCUACGUGUAGUGCUUAAAUCAUUGGUACAUGGUUUGAGGAGAUGCUAGGGUUGUAGUUCACAGCUAGUGACUAACCUAAAGUGUGGCAUUUAAUGACAUCUAGAUAAUGAACAGCAGUGUUGGUUUCUUAACAACAGCGUUGUCAAUUAAUACACAUUCUGUGUUUUCAGUUAUCAUUUCUUAAAUUUUGAUUAAAUAUUGUGUAAAAUGUAAUAUAAUGUCCACUGUUCAGCUUU
Onychostoma macrolepis is the source of this 1326-nucleotide messenger RNA. Its product is annotated as cannabinoid receptor 2. The record is from RefSeq and is a predicted model, not a curated record. Gene Ontology annotation, cellular component: membrane. The coding region runs from base 89 to 1138 and encodes 349 amino acids. Gene Ontology annotation, molecular function: cannabinoid receptor activity. Gene Ontology annotation, biological process: cannabinoid signaling pathway. Lineage: Eukaryota; Metazoa; Chordata; Actinopteri; Cypriniformes; Cyprinidae. The transcript has 2 exons.